CCUGUAUCGCUACUUCAGCAUUACAGAGCCGCAAGAAUCAACAACAUCAAAGUGGCAACAACCCCCCAAACCACCUUGUCACACGCAUCCUUGUCGUGUCGCACCAAAUUCACCCUCAUCAUUGUCCCACAUAUGGGCUCGGAUUGGCAAAUAAAGCUAGCCCCGAGAUCACGACAGCAACUAAACAGGUCACCACCGCCACAACCCUCCCCAGACACUCACCAUGGCCGCACGCAAACUUCAGCAGGAAGUGGAUAAAUGCUUCAAGAAAGUGUCGGAAGGGGUCGCUGAGUUCGAGUCGAUAUACGAGAAGAUCGAGCAGUCCACCAACGCCGCCCAAAAGGAGAAACUCGAGGACAACCUCAAGCGCGAGAUCAAGAAGCUGCAACGGCUGAGAGAUCAGAUCAAGACAUGGGCGGCCAGCAAUGAUAUCAAGGACAAGGGUCCGCUGCUAGAUCACAGGAAGCUUAUCGAGACCCAAAUGGAGAAGUUCAAGGCGGUCGAGAAGGCGAUGAAGACAAAGGCAUACUCGAAAGAGGGUUUAUCAGCGGCAGCGAAAUUAGAUCCGAAAGAGAGGGCGAAGCUGGAAGCCUGCGAAUUCCUUAGUGGCACCGUCGAGGAGCUGGAGAGGCAAAUAGAGACCCUAGAAGCCGAAGGCGAAUCGAUACAAGCGACAAUGAAGAAGGGAAAAAACCAAAGCAGCAAGGCGGAUCGAAUGGCCGAAAUUGAGCGUAUAACAGAACGACAUAAGUGGCAUCAAGGGAAGCUGGAACUGAUAAAACGCUCGUUAGAGAACGGUGCGGUAGAGACGGACCAGGUUACCGAUCUAGAGGAGAGCAUCAAGUACUACGUCUCCGACGGGAUGAACGAGGACUUUAUGGAGGAUGAUGAGAUGUACGAUGAGCUUAAUCUACAAGAGGAAGAGGAUGUCUAUGGCAUGAACAACGACAACGACCGAGUAUCGUCUCAAGACACACAAUCGAUACAAGACGAGCCGGAGUCACAUACAAAGACAGAUCACAUACCCAGUUCGAAACAAAAACCUUCAGCGCCGGAACCUCCGCUUGCAGCUGCGAGGCGACCGUCGACGCAAUUGCGAAGUCCACUCCCUGCUUUGGCGACAUUGCAUAGUCCACUUUCAAAUCUGACAAAUGGAUCGGCGACCGGGGCCAUGAAGCCAGCCACGGUGCCGACGAGGCCGCCGGGAGAGACGUUAAAGUAUGCAUCCGCAGCCGCCGCCGCAGCGAAUACUGUGGGAAUCGCACCUUUACCACCGCCACCGGGGGCAACUCCACCGUCUACCUCCAACACUCCUCUCGCAUCUCUACCGGCGUCACAUGUCGCAAAGGAAUCUCCAAUCGCAGCACCUUCACAACCUGCUAGUGCUGCUCAUACACCCGCCCAGAGACCAAGCAUACCCGUAACGACACUUGCUCACGAGGCACGAUCCGUUUCGCGGCAGAGCAAAUCCCCGGCGCCCAGUUCGCAAGCUGCGGGCAGUAUCCCACCGACGCCGGCUACAAGCAAGGUCGAGAGUGCAAAGUCCGGUAGAGCGUCACGCGCUGCAGACAAGGGAGCCGCCGCAGAUGUGUCAGAGGCAGGCCUUCCCAAAGGACCCACGAACGUGCUUGGCGCGAGCCUGUUGGAGCAGGACGAGUCGAUAUUCCACCUUCCGUCUGAUCUACAGGACCUCAUCCAGUCUUUCAAGGUAACACAAAAGCGCGCGACGAUAACACCCUCGCCGUCAUCGCUACGGAUGUUGGCCGCUUCCAAUGCUUCGUUCCCCGACGGUUUGGAUGCCGAGCAACCGCGAUACUACAAGCCCAAAUACCGCUUCAACACGCCUUCAUACUACCCCCAAGAGCCGUUACCGAUAUUUGAUGAUCCAAGGUUAUACUCUCGCAUCGACCCCGAUACGCUGUUCUACGUCUUCUACUACAAGCAAGGGACCUACCAACAAUACCUAGCGGCAAAGUCGUUAAAGGAUCAAAGCUGGCGCUUCCACAAGCAGUACCAAACGUGGUUCCAACGACACGAGGAGCCCAAGACAAUCACCGAGGAGUUUGAGCAGGGAACGUAUCGAUUCUUCGAUUACGAAAGCACCUGGAUGAACCGCCGGAAAGCAGAUUUUAAAUUCGCGUAUAAGUUCCUCGAGGACGAUGUAUAGAUUAUCGAUCGAGAGGGGCAUCAAACGCUUUGUAUGAUGUACGCUGGGAGGUGCUUGCUUUGGGAAGGGGGACAGGGAAGGAAGGGGCGCAGGGCAAUAUACUUCUACAUGGCUGUGUGAAUUAUAGCAGGUAACUACUGGAACUCUUUGUAUGCUCAUAGGGAUGAGGGUCAGGAGGCAUCCGUUUGGUGAUUGAAUGAGGUCGCCGAAAUGGAGAUUUUUUGACCCCUUG
Pseudogymnoascus verrucosus is the source of this 2399-nucleotide messenger RNA. RefSeq names its product general negative regulator of transcription subunit 5 (gene NOT5). The record is from RefSeq and is a predicted model, not a curated record. Gene Ontology annotation, biological process: regulation of DNA-templated transcription; nuclear-transcribed mRNA poly(A) tail shortening. Lineage: Eukaryota; Fungi; Ascomycota; Leotiomycetes; Thelebolales; Thelebolaceae. The transcript has 3 exons. Gene Ontology annotation, cellular component: P-body; CCR4-NOT core complex; nucleus. The coding region runs from base 224 to 2167 and encodes 647 amino acids.